Molecule: messenger RNA, 4894 nt
Organism: Diachasmimorpha longicaudata
Lineage: Eukaryota; Metazoa; Arthropoda; Insecta; Hymenoptera; Braconidae
Product: jmjC domain-containing histone demethylation protein 1-like
Exons: 5
Coding region: 211-3150 (979 amino acids)
Biological process (GO): regulation of transcription by RNA polymerase II; protein demethylation
Molecular function (GO): histone demethylase activity; zinc ion binding; transcription coregulator activity
Source: RefSeq, a predicted model, not a curated record
UAUGGCGACCACGUUUUGCAGUGUUCACUUCAGCAGAGUAAUCAACUCCUGAUUUUUAACAAAAAAAACUCGUAAUAGUGACAUGUCAUGUGAUUAAUAAGUGAUUCCCUAAACCAUUAAACAUCCCUCAACAAAACCGACAAAUAAAAUCAUUAAAUUAUCGAGUCUUAAAUGAGCUUAAGGUGAUACGUUUCUGACAGCGUGUACGCAAUGGCCGAUGACACCACCUCGCUGCCCAGGAGGCGUCAAUUGAGGGAGAGAACGAGAAAGCUUUACACAGAUGACUGGACCCUAGGGGAUGAGGAGAUUGAGGGCAAAAGGACCUUUCAGCUCGAUGAGAAGAUCGAGUGUGAGAGAUAUAACCUCAGUAACUUCACUGGUCUCUUCAGGGAAAUGACUGGGGCUGAACUCAAUCUGAGUUUUCUGCAGAGAUAUGGGCUCAGCAUUCCUCUCUUAUUUAAGGAUAAAGCAGGACUUGGGCUCAGGGUUCCAAGUUCUAAUUUUUCCAUUAACGAUGUCAGAACAUGUGUUGGUUCCAAAAGACUUCUGGACGUGAUGGACGUGAACACUCAGAAGAACGAAGACAUGACGAUGAAGGAGUGGCAAAGAUACUACGAAGAUCCGAACAAGGCUCGACUCUUGAACGUAAUCUCCUUAGAAUUCUCCCACACAAAAUUAGAAAACUACGUGCAAUCGCCAACUCUGGUUCGCCAAGUGGAUUGGGUGGACACUGUCUGGCCGAGACAUCUGAAGGAGUCCCAGGUGGAGGCGACAAAUCUCCUCGAGGACAUGAUGUAUCCAAAGGUCCAGAAGUACUGUCUGAUGUCAGUAAAAGGCUGUUACACGGAUUUCCACGUGGACUUUGGGGGCACCAGUGUCUGGUACCACAUUUUGAGAGGUGGAAAAAUCUUCUGGUUGAUUCCACCUACCGAGAAGAACUUGACACUGUACCAGGAGUGGGUUUUGAGUGGAAAACAAUCUGAUGUUUUCUUCGGUGACAUGGUGGACCGAUGUGGGAGGAUUAGUUUGACUGCUGGAAUGACACUGUUCAUUCCAACUGGUUGGAUACACGCUGUCUACACACCCCAGGACUCGCUGGUCUUCGGUGGAAAUUUUCUCCACAGUUUUGGCAUUGAUAAGCAGCUGAAGGUGGCACAGGUCGAGGAGCAGACAAAGGUACCACAGAAAUUCAGAUAUCCAUUCUUCACUGAGAUGUUGUGGUACGUUCUUGAGAGGUAUGUUCAUGUGCUCCUGGGGAGGAGCCAUCUGGACAUCUCUGAGACACAGAGGCAACAUGUCACACCACCUGUUCAGACACAUCAGCAUCUGACGCCUUUCGAGCUUCAUGGACUCAAGAGUAUUGUUAUGUACCUUCAUUCGCUGCCCAGCACCAAGAAAAAUGUUCCUGAAUUAAUCAGAGAUCCUGUCGCUCUCAUUCACGAUGUGAGGUGUCUUGUGGAGCAGCACAGACAUGACAGCCCUGAGGCUGCCGUCACUGGAAAUCCCAUUCUACCGACACCACCGCCGAUGACGAUUGUGGAAAGAGAGCGCAUGAAGGUAGGAAGAAAGACCUACACCAAGCGCUCAUCUCCAAACUCUGCCAAUUCCAACGAAGUCAAGCAGGAGACGAAACCGACAGUGCCACGACGAAGACGAACGCGGUGUAAGAAGUGUGAAGCCUGCACACGACAAGACUGUGGAGAGUGUGUUUACUGUCAGGAUAUGGUUAAGUUUGGGGGCACUGGGAGAGCUAAGCAGACAUGCGGGAUGAGACAGUGUCUGAGACCGAUGUUACCUGUCACUGCAGCCUGUAAAGUCUGUCAAUUGGACGGCUGGGGACAGCAUCCAGCCCCACUUAUGGGUAAACCAACACCCGUGACACCCUCGACUCUCAUGGAAUGCUCAAUCUGCUACGACAUAGUCCACCCAACUUGCGUGGGCAUAGACCCCCAGCGUCUGACAGUUAACGAGGACAUUCCCAACAGCUGGGAAUGUCCAUCAUGCUGUCAAAGUGGUAGAAACGUGGACCACCGUCCCCGUCCUCCCAAGAACCGUGUCCGAAAAAUUUCCGUCUCCUCUGCGGCCUCCUCAGCCCCAACAACUGACUCGGAGCGUGCAACAACGCCCAGCAAACGAGCAAGACCCGACCCCGCAGAGACGUGGAAUGAUCGUGAGGCUGCUGAAGGGGACCAAAGAUCAGCUCUGAGGACCCAGUUGGCAGCCCAAUUAACAGGAUCAAGUAACAAAUCUCUCAAGCGUCCCGUAGUGGUAGUUAGACCAGUGCAAAUUCCCCCAGUUCCGUUAACAGACAAAUCAGCUGUUUAUAGUAAAGUAGCAUUGCUAGCAGUAUUCAGGUAUUUGUCACCCAAGGAUUUAGCAAAUUGUGCUGGUGUCUGUCGUACCUGGGCAAGAUAUAGCAUUGAUCCCACCCUAUGGAAGCUAAUGGACAUGUCCCAUGCACAUUUGACAGCCUCACAUUUGACUGGAGUUGCUAGAAGACAACCUGAAACUCUCUGCUUGGACUGGUCGAACGUAGCUAAGAGACAAUUGGCUUGGCUACUCGGUAGGCUCCCACAAUUGAGAGCUCUCUCAUUGAAGGGAUGCACCUGGGCAGGUGUCUGUGCCCUGAGAACCUGCACUUGUCCACCAUUGGUCAGUCUCGAUCUUUCUCAUGUAUCUGGACUCAAUGACUCCAGUCUCAGGGAGGUACUCAGUCCACCCACCGAUUCUAGGCCUGGAUUGAUUGAUAAAACAUCGAGGCUAAAGCAUCUGAAGAAUUUGUCACUUGCUGGUUGUGAUAUCACUGAUGUUGCAUUGAGAUAUAUAUCCCAGCAUCUGCCACAUCUUGAGAUACUUGAUUUGAGCUCUUGUGGAAGAGUUACUGAUGCUGGAGUUGCCCAGAUAUCCACUCCACCUGCUCAAGCAAUCGCCAAUCUUGUGAGUUUGAAUUUAUCAAAUUGUCGAUUGCUUACGGAGAUGAGCUUGGAGCAUCUGACGAGGUGCAAGGCUUUGAAGAACCUUGAUCUCAGGCACACUACCCAGGUUUCCACGCAAGGAGUCAUCAGGUUUGCUGCUAGAAGUAUUCAUAAUUUACAUGUGACAGAUGUCAAACUUGUGGAGGAGAAGAAGGUUAAGGAGAGGGGUACGUGAGGGGAAGAGGCAAGGGAGAGGGAGGCUUGAGGCUUGAAUCGUGGUAAGGGGAGAGUUUUCUUGGGGAGAAUUGCAAGGAUUGCGAGAGAAGGGGCUUGAAUUUUUUUUACGUGUAUUUAAAGGGUGAAAAAAGUGCUGUGACAGGUGAGAGAAGUCUGGGGGACGUGGAAGUUUAAGGAUAUUUUUUUUCUAUGGAGCUGGUGAGGAGGUUAAAGGUAAUACAAGGCCGCUAUGUUUUACAUUAUUAUUUGCAUAAGUGAAAGUAUUGAGUUGGAAAAGUAUUUGGGAAAUCGUAUUGGAGAAGGGGGAAAAUCUAACAGAUCAUCAAUUUUUUGGGAGCGUAAUCUAUCUGUCUCUGAAAAAAAAUCCUCACUUCUCUCUACGCGAUAGCAUUUUUGAAACCCUUGGAGACGGCCUCUUGAUAUUUUUAAAAACCGGAAUGACAAGAUUUAAUGAAAAAUGUGAGAAAGAUACUUUUGUAAUGCAGCAUUAUGGGAAAUUAACAUAAUUAAAAUUGAAAUAACGUCGAAUAAUAAUCAAGAAACGUCCAUGCACGAGGUAUUGUGAUACGCCCUAAAGGCGAUAAUUAUCUUUAAUUUAUGGUGAUUCAUGAAGUGAAGAAAAUUAUCUCACAUUUUUCAUUAAAAAUUCGUAAUUCGUUUAUUACUCCGUAAAAAAAAUUCAAGCAACCCAAUUGUAAGAUUUGAAAACUCUCCUAAUCACGUCGCUAUAAAUUGUAUUUUAUCGUGUGAAAUAUUAUAAGUUUUAGUGUCCGAUUAAAAUAUUUUCAAUUAUGUGAUGGAGUGAAUGCGACUUUAUUUUAAUUGUGAAGAUUGAGGGCUGCGGGAUUGUACCUCGGCUUCUCAGGAGAUUGAUUUAAUGAUAAAUCAAAUGAAAUAGAGAUAAAUAUUCUUACGUGAUAAGCAAUAGAAAUUAUACGCUUUUGUACAUCGCAAUGCACAAAAAAAAAAAUUCUGUUAUUUAUUGUAUGAUACAUGUCACCGAUGGAAUUAUCAAUUUUUUAAAUUGUCCAUUAUUUUCAGUGAAAUUUGCAGAGGCAGCUUAGUGUGCAAUUCACAGCAAUCAAGCAUAAUAUCUUUCGUGAUUAAUUUAUCGAAGCCAUUUGGGGUUGUGUUAUUGAUAAUUUCAGAUUUAUGUUAAGAAUAGGUUUUGUCUUCCCACUCACUCGUGGAUUUCCAUUUCUUUAUGUCAGGGAAGAAGAGACAGAACGAUUUUCAACAGAUGUAGAAUUGACUGGGGGGACAUUGAGAUAUUUCUGACGAAAAAAAUUUCUGCAAAUUUUUUUUCAACAGAAAAUAGGAAAAUUAGUUGUUACGUAGACUGGAAUCGUUUAGCCACUUGUUUGGUAAUUGUUAUAAAGAAAUAAUUGGAAAAUCGACGAGUGUUUGACCCUUGAUCUCAACGAUGCGAUAAAUUCUCAGAAUUUUAUUUUCUCAUGAAUUAGGAUAUACGAUAAUUGGGGUCGUACGUUGAAUUAUGAGUGAAUUCCACAUGGUAUAAUUAUUUGUAAUUAUUAUUAUUCAGAGUAAUACCGAUACACUGUCUGUAUAAAGCAGGAUAGGAGACACCAAGUCGAUACGAGGGAUAUUUUAUUUUUCAAAUUUUUCAUCUCAGACUCGUACGACUUCGGGAAUAUUUGUACAUUUAGUUUUACAGAUCGAUACGUAGCACAUAUUUGAAACACUAGUGCGCUAAGUGAAUAAAGGAAAAGUUGUACUGAUGA